Molecule: messenger RNA, 1260 nt
Organism: Blumeria graminis f. sp. triticale
Lineage: Eukaryota; Fungi; Ascomycota; Leotiomycetes; Helotiales; Erysiphaceae
Source: the annotation of a GenBank genome assembly
AUGCGCCUCUUCUUGUGGAGCAUUUCGCUCCUUGUAAGCCAAAUUAACAGCGCCAAAAAUUUUUCUUUGGACAGAGGCUCUGCACGAAUAAUAUUUCAUUAUGAGGAGGAAAUUUGCCUCCUAAACGAGGCAGUAAAGGAAUAUGCGAUCAUUCGAAGCAAUCAACAUCAGGCUCCGGUACCCAGCGCAAAUUUGCCUCCGCAAAGAUUGAAGCGAUGGUCACUUACACCAGAGUGUCUAACGGAUACAGAGGGAAAGGAGAAAUACUGUGUGUAUAUUAGCAAAACAUUUGCAAGCGGAAGAGGAAUUUCUCUUUUUACUUCACCCACUAUUGCUGAUCAGAUAGCGGAGAGGCUAGAAUCAACAGACUCAGAUAGAUAUGAGAAAUGUAACAAUUUCAAGUCUGCACCUUGGGAGAUAAAGCAUACCCCUGCACGAGGAAAUGGGCUAUUUGCUACGCGUGUCAUUUCACGGGGUGAGGAAAUAAUCACAAGUACCCCAGUUGGAAUUUAUCAGAGCAACGCCUUCUUUCUUGACUAUCCUUUAGGGUACCAAUAUCUUCGAAAAACAUUUGAUCAUCUACCCGAAGAUACAAAGAAGGUUUUCCUUCGCAUGGCCUCUAAUCCUGUCGGGGACUUAGUCAUGGAGAGGAUCAAUGUAAAUUCAUUCGCUGGAGAAUUCGAUGGAAAACCACACUUCUUGAUUUAUCCCGAGACAGCUCUCUUGAAUCAUGACUGCCGUCCCAAUGCGAUGUACCAUUAUAAUUCAUCAUCUCUUAUCCACGCUGCUGUCGCCUCACGCGUUAUUCAACCAGGCGAAGAAAUAACUAUUACAUACAUAAAUAUGCUUACUUCUCGAGCAGAAAGACAACAGCACCUUCAGGCUAUUUGGGGCUUCACUUGUACCUGUGCACAUUGUAAUGGGGAUGAAUCUGAAUCUGAUCGCCGUGUCCAGCGAAUUCAAUAUCUACAGCAAACUCUAACAACCCGCCCUAAUAGCCCGCUAGCUAUGGCAGAAGAGCUUCUAUCAUUAUAUGAGGCAGAAAAUGUACACGCAGCAGCAGGCAUGGGUCACAUGUUUGCCGCAAUAGCGUAUAAUAAUAUAGGUGAUACAACACAAGCUGUAAAGCACGCUCAAAUCGCUCGAGAGAUGGGAAUCAUUAAUGAUGCUAAGCGUGAGGACAAUGAAGAAGAUAUGCUUAGUCUGUUGAAGGCACCAAGUCUACACUGGAGCUACAAGAGUCAUUCAGGCGCAAAGUAA